UUGGGUCAGUACAACGUUGUGAAAACAGUCUAUCUUCAUGCUUCGUGCAACUGCUAUCGACAAGGGGGAAUCACAAAAUGAAGCAUUCAGUCAUUCUGAAGGUCUUUCUCCUCUCGGUACUCACCAUCUUCACAUUUCACCUGACACAGAGCGAUACAGCUGUAAUACACUGUCCUGACAUAGCCUACUUGGGGACGUCUGCCCAAAUUACCUGUUCCACGCCUGGCAACUUCACUAAUACCAUUUACUACUGCCCAUGCGGAGUUGCACCACAGUGUCAGGUUUCAGGCUGCACCAAAGUAUCAGGAUAUAAUGCUUGCAUCAUCAACCAAACACAGACUGAAAUCACGAUAAUCAGUGUACAGCCAAAACAUGCAGGGAACUGGUCAUGUACUGAUGGAGGUGAUGUGGGAACAAGGUUUUGUCAUCUUGUCGUCGCAAAGAUUCCCUCGGUCAACAUAACCAGUGAUGUGGAUGCUGAUUCAGUGAAUCUGGGUGACAGAAUAUCCCUCACAGUGGACAUUCAAGACUACCACUGCUCUGACGCUUACAGCUUAACACUACAGAUCGGGAGUGCCACCUAUACAUGUGAGACUGGGAGGAACGCUACUGUCGAAAACCUGACCCAAACUGUACCCAUCAAUGUAACACAAGAACACUUCGGGGGCGUGAAGCUUGUGUUUGUCUGUGGUAAUCACCAGUGGAAUAUUACCCCUGAAGGUGUAAACGAGCUACAGCAGAACAGAACUAAUGUACCAACCACUCUCUCCGUAGGAGCUCCGACAACAGCCAUCCCUUCAAAGGGUGUUUCAGCUCUAUUGAUAGUUGCAGCAGGAGUUACUUCGGCAGUCGUCGUCAUCCUAAUUAUCACCAUCGCCUGCUGCUGUUGCUGUUGUAGAAAAAAGGUAAAUCCAGCUGAACCACGUCAAUCCAGUCUUCCCUCUGAGUCAAAUACGGCUUAUUCCGAAGCGGGUAUAAGUUUUCAGGACGUUUGUAAAAGCAACGGCAUGAACGGCAGUUCAGAGAGCUGCGCCACCCAGUGUUCGGUCAUGACACUCAGAGAUACUAAAGAUCUGCAUGACAGCAUGGGGAACGGGGGAUCUAUAUACGACAGAUUAUACAUGAACUAGCCAGACUGUCAACCACUGCCAAUAAAACCAAGCAGAACGUAACCGUACCACUGUUUAGCGAUGCACAGAGCAGUAACGUUGGGGUUAUACAAUAAUUAUGAUUGAUCAAACGCAGCAAAUUAAAUCUUAUUUUGAAGAUAGAUGUAACAUGUUCAUAACAAGCUGGUUUUUGCUGGUUGUGGCUCAUGCAUGUAUUCAACAAGAGAAGGUACCCUAGUAGUGCAGAAGAGGGGUUAACAUAAUACGUCAAUGAUUGCUGUUCAUUCUCAUUGAAAUCUGCACGUGUGAUUUCGUUUUCCUUUUUGUGGAAACAGGUAGUUGGAGUCAGGAUUGCAAGCAAGCAUGUUAUAGCUCUUUCUUAUCUCAUUCGCAACCAAAAAUAAUUGUACAUCCCCUAUCAUUUAUUCACUCACCAAUUGUUUUUUAUUUUUCAAAGUCGCUUGCAAUGGAUACAUUAUGUUGUUGUUUUUAUGUUGAUAACUUUCUUUUCAUUAUUGUUGUUUUGUUUGUAUCAUUAUUGAUGUGUAUUAGUGUAUUUCAUAUGUUUAACGUGGUUUUGUGGUUUAACGCCUCACACAGCAAUGUAUCAGCUUUAUCAUGGUGGUGUGUAAAUAAUCGAGGCUGGACAGGAAAAUCCAGCGACUGACAUCAUUAGCAUGGAUUUAUGCAAAUCGGGAUACGAUUACAUGCAUCAACAAAGUCAGCCAGGAUGACCACCCGACCCUGUUACAUAUUCAUGUGCCAUUGAAACAGGUGUAAGUGAUAAUGGCUUCAAUAAACAAACAUAAAUGUUGAAAUAAUAUAGAUUAAUAUGAUUAACACUAAGGUGGUCAUGCAAUGGACCAUGUAAAUUUAAUGACUCAGUUAAUAGCAUAUAUCUAUACCUAACUGGGAUGUUGUAUUUUUGGAAAGUGUUAUUCGAAUGAGUUUUAACGGCAAGCUACGGUCUGGUAAUGGUUUUCCAAUUGGUUACUGAUACCACACAUAUGUUUGGUAUGAUAAAUUUGCGAACUGCAAUUGUUAGCUACUGUCAUUGACACAAUAAUUAUGCAUUUCUAUUUCCGUUC
Haliotis rufescens (red abalone) is the source of this 2197-nucleotide messenger RNA. RefSeq lists its product as uncharacterized. The record is from RefSeq and is a predicted model, not a curated record. The coding region runs from base 78 to 1130 and encodes 350 amino acids. The transcript is spliced from 5 exons. NCBI's taxonomy places the organism in Eukaryota, Metazoa, Mollusca, Gastropoda, Lepetellida, Haliotidae.